AGGGCUGUGGGCGGAGGCGGCCCCUCCGCGCCCGCGCCUUUGGGUGUCGCUUUGCUUCUUCCACCCACUCGCACCUGCCACCGCGCGGAUAUCAUGUCGAAGGCGGCCGGAAGCGGAGCGGCGGCGGCGGAAAGUUGUCCCCCAGCCUCUGCUGGCCCAUCCGCGGCCGUGGAGGACCUGUCCAAAGUGUCGGACGAGGAGCUGCUGCAGUGGAGCAAGGAGGAGCUGAUCCGCAGCCUGCGGCGCGCCGAGGCCGAGAAGGUGAGCGCGAUGCUGGACCACAGCAACCUCAUCCGCGAGGUGAACCGCCGCCUGCAGCUGCACCUCGGCGAGAUCCGCGGGCUCAAGGACAUCAACCAGAAACUCCAGGAGGACAACCAGGAACUGAGGGACCUCUGCUGUUUCCUGGAUGACGACCGGCAGAAAGGCAAGAGGGUGUCCCGGGAGUGGCAGAGACUGGGCCACUUCACAGCUGGCGUGAUGCACAAGGAAGUGGCCUUAUACCUGCAGAAGCUGAAGGAGCUGGAGGUGAAGCAGGAGGAGGUGGUGAAGGAGAACAUGGAGCUCAAGGAGCUCUGCGUGCUGCUGGACGAGGAGAAGGGCGCCGGCUGCGCGGGCAGCCGCUGCUCCAUCGACAGCCAGGCCAGCCUGUGCCAGCUCACCGCCUCCGCGGCACCCUACGUGCGGGACGUGGGCGACGGCAGCAGCACCUCCAGUACGGGCAGCACCGACAGCCCGGACCACCACAAGCACCAUGCGAGCAGUGGCAGCCCGGAGCACCUGCAGAAGCCUCGGGCAGAGGGCAGCCCGGAGCACGCCAAGCAUAGGAGCACCAGCCCAGAGCAUCUACAGAAACCCAGGGCCUCUGGGACCCCAGAUCACCCCAAAGCACUCAAAGGACCCAGCCCUGAGCACCACAAACCCUUGUGCAAGGGCAGCCCCGAACAGCAAAGGCACCCGCACGCAGGGAGCAGCCCCGAGACGCUGCCCAAGCACGUGCUGAGCGGGACCCCGGAGCACUUCCAGAAGCACAGGCCUGGGGGCAGCCCCGAGCACACCAGGCACAGCGGAGGGAGCCCUGAGCACCUUCAAAAACAUGCCCUCGGUGGGAGCCUGGAGCAUCUACCCAGACCCAGGGGCACCAGCCCCGAGCACCUCAAACAGCAUUAUGGGGGGAGCCCUGAUCACAAACUCGCCGGCGGAGGCGGCGGCGGCGGCGGCGGCGGCGGCAGCAGGGAGGGCACGCUGCGCAGGCAGGCGCAAGAGGACGUGUCACCCCAUCACCGCAAUGUCUACAGUGGCAUGAACGAAUCAACCUUGUCCUAUGUUAGGCAGCUGGAGGCAAGAGUAAGACAGCUGGAGGAAGAGAAUCGCAUGCUGCCCCAGGGUUCUUUUAGGUUGUCAUCAGGGGCUGAUGGGAAUAACAGUUCACCCAGCUCUCCAGCUAGCUUCAGUGGACAUAACACACCUUCUCAGCAGCCUGAGCCCGUGGUACAUUCUCUUAAGGUCUUGGAUGUUCAGGAAACUAUAGAUCGUCAACAGGGUAAAGAGUAUGAACAUGACCUUAGUGAGACAGAAAAAGCUAUAGUCAGAGAAAUGUGCAAUGUUGUGUGGAGGAAACUUGGAGAUGCUGCAGGUUCGUGUCCUGGGAUUAGACAGCAUUUGUCUGGAAACCAGUACAAAGGACCCAUGUGAGAAACACACUUUCAAGCAGGAGAUCACCACUGCCAGAAACAGGAAAGAAGAAAGGAGUGGAUUUCCACAGACCUGAGCUCAUGGAGUGAUUGUACAUUGCAGCACAUAUUUUCCCUCUGCAAACCUUUAGUAUAACUAAAGCUGUAUUUUAUGUCUCUCGCUUUGAUGUCUACAGUAGUCAAUUUCAAACAAGGUAGCUUUGAAAAUCACCAUUUUGGUACCAGUAUUUUCAUUAGAACUAAAACAUUUUUGACUCCUUAGAUCUAAGAUUAUAAUUGGGAAACACGCAUGAUUGGAAGAGUGCAGUAGAGCCCUGGUGGUUUUGAUAGUUGACUCAUUGCAUUUAAUGGUGGGAGUUUAUUACCACGUUGUAUUGAAGAUGAUAAGAGGUGGGUGGGUGUCUUCCAAAUUCCCAACUUUGAGAGUUGAGUACCUAUUUCUUAUAUUUUAGUCAGCAAAAUACUAGUUCCUGAUGCAUAAUUUAGAUGCAAGAUAAGAUUAGGUUUCUGGGAUUUUGUUUUGACUUUUGAGGUGCUAACAUACCACAUAAAUUCUCCUUACCAACUGGUAGCAAGACUUUUAGAGUGCUUAUCAGAAAGUACCAUUUAUUUCAAAUGAUCAAAAUAGAUAUAUCUUUUCUUUUAAUCUUGAGAUAUUUUUCAUGAAGACACAUCUUGGGGACAUGUCAACCUCCAUAAUCUUUCAGUGUAUCCAUUGAUGUUAAUAUUAACAAUUUCAAUUAAAGAACAAGCAAACAGUUUUUCUAAGUGUUUUCAGCUGUGAGAUGUCAAUUUCUACAAUUUAGUUUCUAGACAUGCUGUUAUAUUUAAUAAACUUCAUGUAAACUUUAAAAUAUUGCACUGCAUUUACGAAAAGCUUUCUUUGUCUACAGCAGCUAUCUAAUAUUUUAUGAAAACUGACGCAUGUCCUUCAUUAUCGAGGCUAAAAGCUUUGUUCAGAUUGCUUGAGGUUUGAAAAGAGGCGUGCUAGCUUUGCUCACUUUAUUUCUUAUUUUUGGUAUAUAUAUAUAUAAUAUUAGACUGUGUGUAUUGGAAAUGCUAUGAUAGGUAUUUUGUGUUUAUUCCAAUGCAAUGAUAGUUCUCGUAUGAAUGUGCAAGAGGCCCGUGACAGAAUGCUAAGUUUUUACUGUAGUUUAAGAUUAUUAAAGUAGGAAUGCAACAAUUCCCAGUUUUCAUAUUUCUUCUAAAUUACUCAUUUAUAGCAGAGUUCUGUUGUUUUAAAAUGGGCUCAUUACACAGUUUAUUAAUGGUCAUUGGUGAAGGGGUUUUGUUAAAAUGUUGUGAUGAAAAAAGUCCUCUGCUCUCAGAAAAUAUUUAUGACUUAAUUUACUAUAGAAUAAUCUCUUUAAUUAUUGUAAUUGGGUUACACUUAAACCUAUCUGUCUUUUAUAUUUUUAAAUUAUUACUACUCAGUAAAAGAAAAUUGCUUGCUAUAUUUACACCUUCUCGUUAGAAAAGCUUUCAUCCUUAAAUUGUUGUAUUCCUUCUCUCCGAAGACAUUUAAAAUAAGUUUUUGUGCCUGCAGAAGCUAAUACAAGGAACACUGGUCUUUUGACAAAAUACUUGUGUAAAUUUUGAUACUGUAUUAAAACUAUUUUUUUAAAGUUCCGCAUAAAAUUGAG
Molossus molossus (Pallas's mastiff bat) is the source of this 3337-nucleotide messenger RNA. RefSeq names its product coiled-coil domain containing 85A (gene CCDC85A). The record is from RefSeq and is a predicted model, not a curated record. Bases 94 to 1695 code for a protein of 533 amino acids. Lineage: Eukaryota; Metazoa; Chordata; Mammalia; Chiroptera; Molossidae. The transcript is spliced from 6 exons.